AGCCUAUUGCAACGCACGUGGCAGUCAUUAGCUCCACCAGACUACAUAAGGGAGCCACAGUGAAUCUCGGACCCAGAGACAUCACCCGCGCUGCACUGCUAACACUUCAGCCCUAACACUCGCCCGUGCUACAGCGCAUUCCUUGCCAUGGCAGCCACGAUGGAGCAGACCUUCGCGGAGACGCCCCUACAUAUGCUGCAGCCCAAGGCCCUCUUCGACUUCGCAUCCCAGACACUUGGAUUUGUCACUCGGUCACUCGGGUACAGGGAGCCAGACUCAUACUCCACAGACGAGGAUAAUUCUCUGUGUCACUUCGACAUCCGUGAGAAAGACGAGGAGAGCGGGCUCGACAUUUACACUCUGAACGAGGUCGCCGAACACGAGACCUUCGAUGAUUGCUGGAUUGUUCUCUUCGAUAAAGUGUUUGACGUGACUAGCUUCCUGCUGGAGCACCCAGGUGGCGAGGAAGUGAUCCUGGAGAACGCUGGCAGGGACGCCACCCUCGCCUUCCGCGGCGUUGGCCACUCCACCCUCGCCCUGCGUGCCCUCGAUGACUACCUGGUCGGCAUUGUGAGCCACGCGGAGAGGAUCUACACCAACCAAGACUCAGGCAGACGAGGGGAACGAUAGGCAGUACCCGCCCAUGCAGCCAUCAACACUCUUCACACUGCACCUCAUCGAGAAUGAAUGUGUGUACUAGAGCAGAAAGGGUUUACUCAUCACCUCACUAUCAUAUUUACAUCGCAAACAUUUUACUGUAAAAUUUCACUGAUAGUCAAACAUCAUCAUCUUCAUUUAUUCACUUCCAUUGUCAUGUUCACACUACAAUGCAAGAAGGUGUCUGGUUCAGUUACCUCACUACACCUCGCUUCACUCCGCCCUUUCCAGUCAUAUAGUUACGUACAUGGUAGAACAAGUCUUAUAUUUGUACUAUAUUUUUUUUAAUAAAACACAUAAAAAUAUAA
Molecule: messenger RNA, 965 nt
Organism: Portunus trituberculatus (swimming crab)
Lineage: Eukaryota; Metazoa; Arthropoda; Malacostraca; Decapoda; Portunidae
Product: cytochrome b5-like
Exons: 3
Coding region: 148-630 (160 amino acids)
Cellular component (GO): membrane; intracellular membrane-bounded organelle
Molecular function (GO): heme binding
Source: RefSeq, a predicted model, not a curated record